AUGUUCUUCAGGAGUAUUCUUCCUGCCCUGGCAGGUUUGUCUCUCGCUGCUGCUGCCCCGGCGUCCGUUGAUCGAGAUGCAAGGAGGGCCCUCGAGAGAGAGGAACUUCCCAUGAAGCGGGAUGUUAUCAUCGAGCAGACCGUGGUGGAGCCCCAGAUUGUGGUCAUAAAUCAGAACCUGGGCGCCCUCGAAGCUCUGGCAGUUCAGGCCGAGCAGGAAUUUGCUGCUCUGGUCCAGUCCCAACUACUCUUGAUCAACACGGUCGAGACCAUCAAGAACAACAUCCGCAUCAACCACUUCAAGACACGGUGGAACACCGUGAACACUGUAAUUGUGACAGUGACCAACGUCGUUGACGCUCGGGAUCCCAAUAACCUCAAUACGCGUUACAUGGUCAACCAGCUCAAGGCCGACAACAACAAUCCCGCAUCUGAGAUCCUCGUCAUGAUGACAGCCGCUGAACCGCUCACCAUCGCCCCAGUGGCCACCCCCACAGGCCUUGACAUCCCCGGCGUUUCGGGCGUCGGCAGCCUGGUCUCGCAGCCCACCGCCCAACCCCAAGUCGCCCAGACAGACCCGACCCAGGCCUUUGCGCAGGCGGCCAACGGAUCUGUUCUCCUCCCCUUCAACACCACGGCGCCGCAGCCGCCGUCGGGCGCACAGCUGUUCCCGGACCCGGCCGCCAUCAUCCUGCCGAACCAGGCCCUGUUUGUGGGCGAUGUCGCCCUCAUCCAGGAGGACGCCGCCCUCCUGGCGCAGGGCUCGCUCUUCAACCUGCAGCAGCAGCUCCUGGCCCAGGAGGCCAUCGCCAAUGCUGAGCUUGCUGGUGUAGUCCUGGGCACAGCGCCGCCGCCGACUAUCAUUGUCAACCAGGCUAAUGCACAGCCGGCCCCGGCGGCGGCCCCGGCGGCAGCCCCUCCGGCAGCCCCUCCGGCAGCCCCUCCGGCAAACUCCACGGCUCCUUAG
Molecule: messenger RNA, 966 nt
Organism: Cryphonectria parasitica EP155
Lineage: Eukaryota; Fungi; Ascomycota; Sordariomycetes; Diaporthales; Cryphonectriaceae
Exons: 3
Coding region: 1-966 (321 amino acids)
Source: RefSeq, a predicted model, not a curated record